Rhododendron vialii is the source of this 1741-nucleotide messenger RNA. RefSeq names its product chaperone protein dnaJ 49-like. Gene Ontology annotation, biological process: cellular response to misfolded protein. The transcript has 2 exons. Gene Ontology annotation, cellular component: endoplasmic reticulum membrane. The record is from RefSeq and is a predicted model, not a curated record. Lineage: Eukaryota; Viridiplantae; Streptophyta; Magnoliopsida; Ericales; Ericaceae. Bases 294 to 1391 code for a protein of 365 amino acids. Gene Ontology annotation, molecular function: Hsp70 protein binding.
CUAGAAAAUUUAAGCCAAAACACAAACAGCGAGAGAGAGAGAGAGAGAGAGAGAGAGAAAGAGACGACUUUCUCCGAUAUUUCUCUUCUUCUGCGCGGACUUUGAGUUGAUUCUUCAAUUUGCAGCAUUUGCUCUCGGGGUCUCAAACCCUAAUCCAUUCCUCCCACAAUUCUCACCCACCCUUUUCACCAAUUUACAAACCCAGUUUCACCCCUCUGUCUAUAUAUCUAUAUAUUGAUUUUGCAAUUCCUUUCGCGGGUUUGUUCGUUCGUUGCAAAUCUUGGGUUUUGGUUAUGGACGGAAACAAGGACGAGGCACUGAAAUGCAUGAACAUCGCCCGCAGCGCGAUUGGAUCCGGCGACCGAACCCGCGCCCAGAAAUUCAUCACCAAAGCCCAGCGACUCGACCCCUCCCUCUCCCUCUCCGCCUCCGAUCUCCUCUCCAAUCUCGACGCCCAGCCAGGACCCACCACCAAAUCGCCACCGCCGCCACCUUCGGCUCGGCCUAGGGUCAGGGUUUCGGCAUCCGGGUCUAAACCGGAAUCAUCGGAUUCGGCCACCUCUGUCGCGUACACCGAGGAGCAGAUCUCGAUUGUGAGGGAGAUUAAGAGGAAGAAGAAUUACUAUGAGAUUCUGGGUGUUGAGGAGAGUUGUGGUGUCGAAGAGAUCCGGAAAGCGUAUCGAAAGCUUUCGCUGAAGGUUCAUCCGGAUAAGAACAAGGCCCCGGGGGCGGAGGAGGCGUUUAAGGCCGUAUCGAAGGCGUUUCAGUGCUUAAGCAAUGAGGAGAGUAGGAAGAGGUAUAAGCUUGUGGGAUCGGAUGAAGAAGUUUUUGAAAGACGGGCUGCUGCGCCAAGGCGUGGUGGGGGGCAAGGGUUUUUUGAUGGGGAUGUUGAUGCUGAGGAGAUAUUCAGGAACUUCUUUUAUGGAGGUAUGAAUCCAGCUGGUAGAAAUACACAGUUUGGUAGCUUUAGCUUUGGACCUGGUAUGGGUGUGAGAAUGGGGAAUAAUAAUAGAAACAAUAAUAAUAAUGGGAAUAAUGGGUCUGUUGGACUUGCUAAGGCUUUGAUUCAAUUGCUGCCUGUGCUUCUGAUUCUGGUGUUUAGCUUUAUGCCGUCGAACGAUCCGGUUUAUUCAAUUUCGCGUCAGUAUCCUUAUCAGUAUAGGUUUACGACACAAAAGGGUGUGAAUUAUUAUGUGAAGUCAGGGGGGUUUGUGCAGCGUUACCCUCCUAAUAGCCCUGAGAGGGUGAGGCUUGAAGAGCAAGUGGAAAGAGAUUAUGUUUCGAUUCUUGCCCACAAUUGCAGGCUUGAGUUGCAGCGUUUUCAGUGGGGAUAUAUACGAGAAACACCGCAUUGCGACUCAUUGAAGCAGUUUGAGGCCGUGGCAGGAUGACUUGAUUCGAGGAUUUGAAGAAGAAUGAUAACCCUGGAUGGAGUAACCAGAGUAUCAACCAGAACAAAUUGCAGUUGAAAUUCUUGACCGAGUUCGUUGUUUUCGUCGUGAUCACUGAUGAUGGUUACGCAAUAUAUUCAAUAGCUUUGUGAUUAGACCAUAUUUUCAAUUUGUGCACACUCUCGGGAACAAAAUGUACAAGAGGGAGGAUUGAUAACGACUGGACUUUGUGAUCCAGCUAUUUCUCAUGCUUAAUCCAUUCGUUGCUCAAGUAUCAGUGUAUAAAGAGGGAACCCUCUUUUACUUGUUCUUGAAUUGUAUAAUGAGAAGGAUCUUGAUUUCGUCGAACA